UUGUACCCAUGCGGAUUGCGGCAUAAACGAUUUUCACGAUUCUGUGAAUAAAUAAACAAAAAUGAAUUAAAAGUCAUUUGGUAAAAUUUAAUAACUCAAGAAACUGAAUUUGUGCUAUUAAUUAUCUACCUAAACAAAGAGAAAAAUGGAAUUCAUACGUUCAGCAUUUGAAAGUUUGCUUGAUCCAAAAGUUGGAAUACCAUACGCGAUUAUAUUCGCCUAUAGUGUUUAUUCGUUAUUUUUAAAGAAAAAUUGUAACGAAAGGUCUAAUGAAAAUGUUAAAUUUCCCAAAAUGACAAUAAAUUCUACUGACGAUGACGAUUAUAAAAUGGUUUUGGUAAUAAGAAAAGAUUUAAAAAUGGGAAAAGGAAAAGCUGCUGCUCAAUGUGCUCACGCUGCUGUGGCAUCGUACAAAAUUGGUUUGAAAACACCUGAAAUUUUAGAAGCCUGGGAAGAUUGCGGUCAGAAAAAAAUAACAGUACAAGUUGAUGAUGAAACGGGAUUAGUGGAAGUUUACAAACACGCAAAGUCUUUGGGCAUCAUUACAAAUGUGAUACAAGAUGCAGGACGUACGCAAAUUGCAAGAGGAAGUAAAACUGUGUGUGCAGUUGGUCCGGGACAUUUUGAAAAAAUUGACAAAGUAACUGGUCAUUUGAAAUUAUACUAAAACAUAUUUUAAAAUAUAAAUUUUUCUACCGCAAA
This is a messenger RNA of Leptopilina heterotoma, 702 nucleotides long. RefSeq names its product peptidyl-tRNA hydrolase 2, mitochondrial-like. Gene Ontology annotation, cellular component: mitochondrion; cytosol. Bases 146 to 667 code for a protein of 173 amino acids. Gene Ontology annotation, molecular function: peptidyl-tRNA hydrolase activity. NCBI's taxonomy places the organism in Eukaryota, Metazoa, Arthropoda, Insecta, Hymenoptera, Figitidae. The transcript is spliced from 3 exons. The record is from RefSeq and is a predicted model, not a curated record.